This is a messenger RNA of Glycine soja, 3026 nucleotides long. RefSeq lists its product as uncharacterized. NCBI's taxonomy places the organism in Eukaryota, Viridiplantae, Streptophyta, Magnoliopsida, Fabales, Fabaceae. The transcript is spliced from 3 exons. The record is from RefSeq and is a predicted model, not a curated record. Bases 1120 to 2121 code for a protein of 333 amino acids.
UGGAUACAAACUUAGAAGUGUUUUAAGAGCUUUUUCAAAGCUUCUUUGUGGGGGGAAAAAUACUUAUCGGUAGAGAAAAUCUCAAAAACACUAAUGACGAGUAUCCAAACCGUUUGCGUAAUGGGCGAAACGGUGCGUUUCAAAAUGUGAGUGAGUGAUGCUACCUUCAGUCGCGCGCCACCGAGAGAGAAGCAGAAGCACCACGCACAGAAUCAAAUCCUUCUUCUUCGUUCCAAAUUCAUUCAUUUUUGUUUUUAUCUUGAAAUGUGGCUGUGCAAUUUGUAAAACGUGUGGCCAUUCAGAGUGAACGAGCUGAGAGAUUCGAAGCAAUUGGUGAAGAAACUGAGCGUACUCGAAGGCACGAAGCAAUUCCUGUUCGCACUGCGCCAUCCCCAAACCCAAUCCCUAAUUCACAUUCUCUCCGCCCUCAACUUAUCGGAGCGAUCAGCCUUCGACGCCACGUGUCUCAUCGCGGAGAUCAAACCCGACGCCGUUUUGGUGCAAGCCGCCGCCGUCGCCGCUGUUUCCCCCUUCUCUCAGCUUCAGUCCGAAGAAGAAGAAGAAGACUCCAUUCCGUUACCGACCUCCACUCUCAGGGUAAUCAAACGCUGUCUUCUCGAUAAAAUUGGCGCGGACAUGUUCGAGAAUGUUGCGGGUAACCUUGUGCUGAGGGAGAUUUUCGGGACCGGUUUUCAUGGUCCCUUGUUGGCGGCUAAGAGGGCUGCUGAGGAUGUUGGAUCGUCGUUUCUUGUUAGAGUCUCCCUCUCCCUCUUGUUGGGGCAAUAGUAAUAAUAGUGAUAGUGAUUGCAAUAAUAGUGAUAGUCAUUUUCGAAGUCUUGUUAAUAGUUUGGUUUCUCAGCAGCAGCAUGCUGCUUCUUGGGCUCCUUCGGCUUUGAAGAGGUUUUCUCUUGAUAAGGAACUUAGGAUGAUGUUGGCUAAGGCUUUAUCGGGGAAUUCGGAUCCACUUUUGCUUAGUAGUUCUGUUUUGGAGAGGGGUAGUGUUGAGGAAAUUUACCCGUCGAUUAGUUACGAGACACCGGGUUUUGCCAGGUCUAUCUUUCCUUUGCUUGAGGAUUUGUAUAGUAUAUUUGGUGAUCUUCUAUCGCACAUGUGCAGAAGAUGUUGUUGGAUGUAAACAGAGGGGAGGUUCUUGAUAAAAGAACUGUUUCUGAGGUCUAUACUUUCCGGGUUGCUGUCGAGGGGCUUAGAAUUGCUCUGAAUAAUAAGGGGUUGAGACCUGUUAACAGGAAAGGUGCUGGAAAUUCGGAUAAGAUUGAGUUCUCGGAUCUUCCCAUUGAUGACAAGUCACAUGCGCUCUUUGCGCAGGCUAUCCGAAGCCAGACUGUUAAGUUUAAGACCAUUGUGGUGGUGGUAGAUGCUAGUGCCUUGGCUGGUCUUAGGAAACAUUGGGAUACUCCUCUUCCUGUUGAAGUCAAAGAGCUGGUUGGAGAACUGAUCACAAAUUCUGAAGGUAAAGGGGUUAUGUUGAAUCAUAAUGAGAAGAAGCGGUUAUUGACAGAUAAACCUAUGGUGGCAGUUGGUGCUGGAGCAACAGCAGUUUUGGGAGCUUCAUCACUGACCAAAGUAGUCCCUGCAUCAACACUGGUGAAGGUUGUCACUUUCAAAAUUCCAACUUCACUCAAAAUUGGUCUCAGCCAGAUGCAGAAAGUGCUGGCUUUUGCCUUUGGCCCUUCUAAAGUUGUGGCUCCAGGGAUUGCAACUUCAGGAGCAAAAACGUCUGGCAUCAUGAAGGCAGCAGUAUCUACUGAAAAGAUUCGAGCAGUUGCUCACAGUGUUAUAGCCUCUGCCGGAAAAAACAGUAUUUCAGUCAUGAGAAGAGCUUUCUAUGAAAUAAUGGGGAAGCGAAAGGUGCAGCCUGUUGGGUUCUUGCCUUGGGCUACAUUGGCAGGCUGCAUUGGAACUUCUUCAGGCUUGCUUUUGUAUGGUGAUGGGAUUGAGUGUGCUGUUGAGUCUCUCCCUGCAGCCCCCUCCAUUGCCAGUUUGGGUCGUGGGAUUCAGCAUCUACAUGAGGCAUCUCAAGCAGUGAUGCAAACAGAAGGAAGUAGAAUCCAAGCAUCAAUAGAAUCUCUAAUAAAAAGAAUAAAGAAGGCAAGGGAUUGAUAGAGAGAUAAUAGAAUUCUUUUUGCUAUACACUUGUGAUUUUCUUCAUAAAGUGAUGAAAAUCUGAUUGAUGGUCCUUAACUUUCACACCUAGUCCUGCUAGAUGCAAUUCUGCAAGUCUACCAUCAUCUAGUGCAAACAGUAUCCUCCCAACUUGUAAUGAAGAAUAAUUUUGUUGGGUGAUCUGAAUUAUUGUAUCAACUUGUCAUAUGAGAAAACAAGAGAUUGUAUCUCAAAAAAGCAAUGGUCCAAAUUGAUUUAGAUUGACCAGGUAACAGUAUAGAUACUCUUUUACUUGAUGUGUACUGCCUAAGAACCAUCCUCAGCCGCACAGUUAUAUAGUCCAAAAUUUUAGCAGGGCUGUAAAUUACUACAAUGAUGUUGUUCUGGAACUCUAGAUUUUAACAUACUCUAAUCUGCAGCAAUGAUUAUUCAUGGACAUUAGCAUUCUGCAAUGCUGAUGAUACAGUGUUUUUCGGGAAAGCAACAAUGUCAAACGUGAAGGCCAUCAAGGUUAUGCUUAGGAGCUUUGAAAUGGUGUUGGGUCUAAAGAUAAAUUUCGCUAAAAGUUGUUUUGGGGUGUUUGGGAUGACGGAGCAAUGGGUUCAUCGUGCUGCCAGUUACCUAAACUGCAGAUUGUUGUCGUUGCCCUUUUCGUACCUAGGUAUACCCAUUGGGGCAAACCCAAGGCGAAGUGAGACAUAGGAUCCAAUUAAGUGUGAGAAAACUUUCAAAGUGGAAACAAUGACAAUGUAAAAAAUAUUACACUACUAGCUCAUAUGUUAAACAUGUUUAAAAUAUAUAUUCAUUUUCCUUUAAAUAUCUGUGGUACAUUUAAGUUUAUCUAAAAAAAUCAAUAAUAAAACAUUCAAAUUAUAGAAAAAGCCAAUGUAAUUGGAAGACGC